AUGCAGGCGCGCUACUCUGUCUCCAGCCCCAACUCUUUGGGAGUUGUUCCCUACAUAAGCGGCGACCAGAGCUACUACCGGGCGGGUGGCGGCUACACCGGCAUGCCCGCGCCGAUGAGUAUGUACUCACACGCGGCCCACGACCAGUACCCGGCCAGCAUGGCCCGGUACGGACCCUACACCCCUCCGCACCAGCCGAAGGACAUGGUGAAGCCUCCCUACAGCUACAUCGCCCUCAUCACCAUGGCGAUCCAGAAUUCCCCGGAGAAGAAGAUUACCCUGAACGGGAUUUAUCAGUUUAUCAUGGAGAGGUUCCCCUUCUACCGGGACAACAAGCAGGGCUGGCAGAACAGCAUCCGACACAACCUGUCCCUGAACGAAUGCUUUGUCAAAGUGCCCCGGGACGAUAAGAAGCCCGGGAAGGGCAGCUACUGGACCUUAGACCCGGACUCCUACAACAUGUUUGAGAACGGCAGCUUCCUGAGACGCCGGCGGAGGUUCAAGAAGAAGGACGUGCAGAGGGAGAAGGAGGACCGGGACCGACAGUGCAAGGACACCUCCGGGCGCGGCACGGGUCGGGAGCAGGAGCCACCGGUGCAGGGCUCCCAGCCGGUGAGGAUCCAGGAUAUAAAGACCGAGAACGGGACCGCCACCCCGCCUCCAGCCGCGUCCCCGACCCUGGGCGCCGUGCCCAAGAUCGAGAGCCCCGACAGCAGCAGCAUGUCCACGGGCAGCCCGCACAGCGUGCCCUCCACCCGCUCCCUGAGCAUGGAGAGCGCAGAGCACCACCACCAGGUCCCGGCGCAGGGCUUCAGCGUGGACAACAUCAUGACCUCCUUGCGGGGUUCCCCGCAGGCCGAGCUCUCCCCGCCGCUCAUCGCCUCUUCUCGGACAGGUAUCACCCCGUCACUAUCGCUCAAUUACUCCCCCAACCAGACGUCGGGCUACACUUCCACCUGCAACCAAAACGUCAUCUCCACGAGCCCCAGCGCCAGCUACCACUGCAACAUGCAGGCCAUGAGCCUGUACGCCGGGGACCGGUCUUCCGGGGGGCACCUGGCGGCCCCCACCUCAGUGGAGGAGGCCCUGCCCGAUUAUUGCAUCACCACGACCACGGCGUCCCCGCUCGGCCACGGGAGCCAGGCGGGUCCCCAGGAGGGCCACCACGCGCAUCAGGGUAGGCUGGCGUCCUGGUACGGCGACCUGAGCCACCUGAGCCCGGGCUACCCGGCGCAGCAGCAGAACUUCCACUCGGUUCGGGAGAUGUUCGAGUCGCAGCGAAUCGGGCUGAACGGCUCCCCGGUGAACGGGAAUAACAGCUGUCAGAUGGCCUUCCCGUCCAGCCAGUCCAUCUACCGCACAUCAGGAGCCUUUGUUUACGACUGCAGCAAGUUCUGA
Messenger RNA from Oryzias latipes (Japanese medaka), 1398 nucleotides. It is a transcript of the gene foxc1b, whose product is annotated as forkhead box C1b. Gene Ontology annotation, biological process: cell differentiation; regulation of transcription by RNA polymerase II; anatomical structure morphogenesis. The record is from RefSeq and is marked provisional. Gene Ontology annotation, molecular function: RNA polymerase II cis-regulatory region sequence-specific DNA binding; DNA-binding transcription factor activity, RNA polymerase II-specific. Lineage: Eukaryota; Metazoa; Chordata; Actinopteri; Beloniformes; Adrianichthyidae.